AUGGCUUCCCAUCUAUCUGCGCUGGUGCGAAAGCCACCAAAGCUUGGAAACAAAAAAGUAUACUUACCUGACUUUACAAUCACCCUUCUCAAUACGCCCCAUAGCCCGCCAACAUUUGCAUCCUUUGUUGUUCCACUAAAAUUUAACAAGCUCGACAUGCGUGACUAUCUUUGGAAUAUGUACAACAUUCGAUGUCUUGAUGUGCGAUCAUUUAUCAUACAACAGAAGCUCCAAUUCGAUCGCCCUGGAGCGCUGCGACCUCGUAGAGAGCCAUUCAGACCAAGAUCGGUCAAGCGUAUGACCAUCGAGAUGGAAAAGGGGUUCGUCUGGCCCAAAAUGGGGGAUCUAUCGCAAUGGGAUCACGAGACUUUCCUAGCAUCAGAGAAGGAACAAGAAGAAUUCCAAAACGACAGACAACCAUCUGCUCGCCAGAACCCCUCAAAAGAAAGAGAAAGCCUUGCACAACAAGCCAGAGAGCUAAUAAAACAAUCUCAAAGACAGAAGGAGGAAAUGUUAAUCUCUAAAGAUAACUUGGAAGAAGUCGAGGUUGAGGCAGAUAUCGACUUGAAAGAGGAUUUGAGUAAUAGGUGA
Blumeria graminis f. sp. triticale is the source of this 591-nucleotide messenger RNA. Lineage: Eukaryota; Fungi; Ascomycota; Leotiomycetes; Helotiales; Erysiphaceae. The record is from the annotation of a GenBank genome assembly.